Messenger RNA from Didymodactylos carnosus, 441 nucleotides. Lineage: Eukaryota; Metazoa; Rotifera; Eurotatoria; Philodinida; Philodinidae. The record is from the annotation of a GenBank genome assembly.
AUGAAAAUGCAGAGUUACGAGCCACUAGAAAAUCGUGAGUUCGAUAUGGAUGGUCGACACAUCUAUUUUAUCAUGAGUUACAGCCAUCCAUUUAAAGCUGAACUACCACGUAAGAAAGUGGUUCGUAUAGAUGAUGCUCAAGCUCAACUGUUCAUCUGUUCAGAUGGUGCCCUUGGUCUAAAAGAUCCUAAGGGAAAUAUACCGAAAGCAUUUUGGAACUGGGCAGGAAAAUUCGGAAUUCCAAUGUAUUUUAAAACAAUGUUGAAAGCUUGUUACAGCUAUCCUGAAUGGUUAAAAGAUAAGAAAAAAACGUUUGUAGUUGAUGAUGACAAUUUUGCGAUUGCAGCCGCAGCGUUGAAGAAGAUGACUGACAACAACGAUGAAUUUGAGGUGACAGACAUAGACAAUGGAAUAUUGAUGACAACGAAAGAUAGUAUUUAA